This is a messenger RNA of Hermetia illucens (black soldier fly), 3148 nucleotides long. RefSeq lists its product as uncharacterized. NCBI's taxonomy places the organism in Eukaryota, Metazoa, Arthropoda, Insecta, Diptera, Stratiomyidae. The transcript has 4 exons. Bases 188 to 2911 code for a protein of 907 amino acids. The record is from RefSeq and is a predicted model, not a curated record.
UAAAACACCACCUUGGCCGAAAGAAGUUUAUUCUAUUGAGGUGAAACCCAGCUCAGAGCGAGUCACUAAUAAAGCUUUCCCAACAAGCGAAAAACCCUCUGACAUCUCAAGAUUAUUUCAGAGACCAAAAAUAUCUCUCGCAAGUCUUCAACCUGAAGAAGCAUCUAGCGCUGCAGUGGUGAGCCACAUGCUACAAUGCAAGUGUGAAGUUUGUCUAAAGCGAUCCAUAAAAACGGAGAAAAUUCAACUUAAGGCUUUUGAUAGAAAGGAGCCAGGUAUUCUAUCUAAAUCUAAAGUUCAACUAAAGGAAGAUGAAUGCGAGCCUCCGGCUGCAAUAAGCAAGGAGCAAAGAGAAUUGCCUCCGUUAGUGAGUCAACCAACACAAACAGUGCAGCUUCCAGUGAAGCAGAAGCCCACAAUACUGCCGAGUCGGAGAGAACCUGAUAUUGAUGUGUCUGUACCUACUAUAGGUCAAGCAAUAUCCGUAGAACUGAAGCCAAACAAUGCACGCGAUUUAUCGCCUAGUUUGCCAAGCAGGCAUUUUGCUAACCCGGUAGUAUUGAAAACCACUAGAGGGGAAAAAGCUAGAACUUCACCCUGUAGGGUGCUUCAGCAAUCGAAUGAGAGUCGGAAAGUAUCUUCCGACCGCGAACUCCCUUCUGUUCAAUAUCCUAUUCGGAUACAUCAAACACCCAAAAAGGAUAAAAAAGCAGAAAUAUCGACCCCUUUACAAAGUGCGCCUUUGCAGUUUGGUGAAACGUGUCGUUGCGAACAAUGUGAAUCAAGCAAUCUCCGGCAAACUUCUCCUAUCAAAGUCAAAAGUCAAGUAGGGGAGCAUAUUUUUCAGAAACCAAGGAUACCAUCACCAACGUUCACUGAUUACACUGGAAAAGUAGAACAGCCACUUGGAGUGACUGGUGAUGUGCACGAAUGCACUUGCGAAAUUUGUCAAGAAGGAGGUACAAAGGAAUGCCCCUCUAAAUACAAAAGGUUUACUUGCUUCCACUGCUGCAAAAGAAAACAGAAAAGCGUAAUUAGUUGUCAUCGACGCCCUUCGAAAACUAAGCUGGAAAGAAUGUCUGACCCAAUCGAUUCGAUAAAACCAUCGUCUUCAAGUAAAAUAGACAAAGUUGAAACAACUUCCCUACACACCAUUUUUCCUCCAGUCUCCCCGAAAGCAAGCACCAGAAGCAUACACUCAUCCAUGAUAACUUCAUGUCCUUGUUUAUACUCUCUGGAAAGUUCCGAAAAAGAUGAAAGCCAAGUUUGCACGUGCAAAUCGGAACUAUCUCUCAUCGGAAAAAUAUCCGAAGAAACGGAGAAACCAGAAGAAACCUUGGGCAGCCAGAUACCAUCUCGGUCAGUUGCUCGUAUCAGUCAAGGUUCAUUAUUAAGUUGCGUAACCAGUUGUAGUUGCUGGCGUGUACAAGACGAUGAAACAUUUUCUUCAAAAAGUACUUCAGAAAUAGAAUCGUUCAUAAGUGUAAAAUCUAGUCGAGAAUUUGAAGAAGUAACUGAAGGCGAAAGAAUACCUUGUACUUGUAAAACUAAACCACCACCAGCUACCCAAGAAGUUAUUCCCAUAGAAAGUGAAGAACAGCUGCAUGAAGAAUCAGAAUCAAUAUCUGUUGAACCUGCAUUCAGCAGGUUGACAACAUCGCAGUUAUCUGCAGCUAAAAGCAUGAGAUCUCUUUUCGGGACUUCAAGUGCUCAGAUAUCAAUCCCGAUUAACGAUAGACACCCUGAGGAAAGCAUUUCCUCUAAUUUGGGUAAAAGCUAUGAAGAUAUUAGUCUACCAGAAAAAUCAUGCAGUUGUACUGUUUGUCAACUAACGCCAGGACAACCUCUUAUCCAUGAAAACUUGGAACAAGACUAUCACGAUUCUCCAGGGUCAAAAAGCGAAACAUGUCGUACCACGACAAUAGACAUACCAAGUAGGCCUUUACGCUGUCCUAAUAAGUGCGGCUGUCUAGACUGUCCGUUUCUCAAUCCAGAUCGAAAAUCAAAAACCCAGUUUACAUAUAAAUGUCCUCAAUACCGAAAUCAUGGUGACGAUGUCGAAUGCCAGGAACGACGUCGUCGCGAUAUAAUUGACCAAAGAACAAAGCGAUGUGCAAUAUGCCGUCGAUUACUAAUGGAUUCUGAUGGCUGCCAAGUCCAAACCUGUUCCUGUUCAGCACGUGGAGUCCCAUGUCCUCUAGAUAGUACACUUCAUAAAACCGAGUCUUUCUUCUACAGAGCAGCACGGCUUUUACUUGAAUCGGAUUCUGAGCUACACGGAGUCAGCGAAACGGCUAAAACAUUAUUCAGAUUCAUUUUCUCGGAACUAAAAAACAUAAAAAGGAUAUUACAUCAAAGAAUCACUGGUGAGAGUACGAGCAGAAGUAGAGAAGACGAUUGUUGUCAGAUAUCCGCCUGCUAUUGUUCCGCGAUUGGAACUCCACCAGGAAUUCGAAGAAGUUUCAACUUUCCGGAGUUAAAACCAUUCGAGUCAGCACCAAGUUUGCUGAGAAGUCCUUUGUUUGAUAGUGACGAACACAUACCUUUGUCAAGGUCUAUGUUUUCGCAUAGUUUUUGUUACUGUGGAUUGACUGUUCAAAUUGUAUCAAUUAAAGCAGUUGGAAAAAAAGCACUGAUGGUCACAUGGAAGUAUGAUGGUAAUAAGGACAUUAGCCGUUUUGAGAUCUAUGUUGAUGGCUAUCUCAAAUGUCACAAGUUCUCACCUUGCCGAAACAUAGCAAUAGUUAAUGACGUUGAUAUAAAUAAGGAACAUCAUAUUCGAAUAAUUGCAAUACCCAAGACGUCACCAUUAAUACGGAAUGGAAUGGCUUUACGAGGUCUUUAUCUUCCAGAAGAGUAUCGAGGAACUUACAGCCGAACCUGCUUAUACCAGCCACAAGGACCUGCUUAAUUUCGAAAGAGUCCAUUCUGAAAGCUUGGUUUAUAACGCUCGUGUCUACUGGAAUGUGCCUAUUCGCUAGAAAAGAAAUAUUCACAACAUUUUGAAAUUUGAUUAGCUAUGAAGCAGCGACAUUUUUGCAAAAAUUGAAUUUCAAAAGUGGCCACCUUUCCAGUUGAAAUAUUUUAUGGUUUUUAGGAUAACACACAAUGACCCCUUUGAGGAAAGCCUAUAAAAUAAUUCAGAAAA